Molecule: messenger RNA, 1465 nt
Organism: Rattus rattus (black rat)
Lineage: Eukaryota; Metazoa; Chordata; Mammalia; Rodentia; Muridae
Gene: Gas8
Product: growth arrest specific 8
Exons: 9
Coding region: 160-1347 (395 amino acids)
Biological process (GO): flagellated sperm motility
Cellular component (GO): microtubule; Golgi apparatus; motile cilium
Molecular function (GO): microtubule binding; small GTPase binding
Source: RefSeq, a predicted model, not a curated record
GUGGAGGAACAUGUCGCCCGCAUCCGGGAGGAGCUGGACCGGGAGCGGGAGGAGCGCAACUACUUUCAGCUGGAGCGGGACAAAAUCCACACCUUCUGGGAGAUCACGCGGAGGCAGCUGGAGGAGAAGAAGGCUGAGCUGCGCAACAAAGACCGGGAGAUGGAGGAGGCCGAGGAGAGGCACCAGGUGGAGAUCAAGGUUUACAAGCAGAAAGUGAAGCACCUUCUGUACGAACACCAGAACAACCUGGCAGAGGUGAAGACCGAGGGCACUGUGGUCAUGAAGCUGGCCCAGAAGGAGCACCGCGCCCAGGAGGGCACUCUGCGCAAGGACAUGCGUGUGCUGAAAGUGGAGCUGAAGGAGCAGGAGCUGGCUAACGAGGUGGUGAUAAAGAACCUGCGUCUGAAACAAGCCGAGGAGAUCACCAAGAUGCGAAAUGACUUUGAAAGGCAAGUUCGAGAAAUCGAGGCCAAAUAUGAUAAAAAGAUGAAGAUGCUUCGAGACGAGCUUGACCUGCGGAGAAAGACUGAGAUCCACGAGGUGGAGGAGAGGAAGAACGGGCAGAUCAGUACGCUGAUGCAGCGUCAUGAGGAGGCCUUCACUGACAUCAAAAACUACUACAAUGACAUCACUCUCAACAACCUGGCUCUCAUCAAUUCCCUCAAGGAGCAGAUGGAGGAUAUGAGGAAGAAGGAGGAGUACCUGGAGAGGGAGAUGGCGGAGGUGUCUCUGCAGAACAAGCGGCUGGCUGAGCCGCUGCAGAGAGCCAGGGAGGAGAUGAUCGAGAUGCAGAAGAGACUGGCGAACCACGAGAGGGACAAGCAGAUCCUGGCCUGUACGAAGGCACGUUUGAAGGUUACUGAGAAGGAGCUGAAGGACCUGAAGUGGGAACAUGAGAUACUGGAGCAGAGGUUCAUCAAGGUGCAGCAGGAGAGGGAAGAGCUCUAUCGGAAGUUCACUGCAGCCAUCCAGGAGGUGCAGCAGAAGACAGGCUUCAAGAACCUGGUGCUGGAGCGUAAGCUGCAGGCACUGAAUUCUGCUGUGGAGAAGAGAGAGGUGCAGUUCAAUGAGGUGCUGGCUGCCUCCAACCUGGACCCUACAGCACUAACACUUGUGUCUCGCAAACUUGAGGAUGUUCUAGAGUCGAAGAAUACCACCAUCAAGGACUUGCAGUAUGAGCUGGCCCGGGUCUGCAAGGCCCACAACGACCUGUUGCGUACAUAUGAGGCAAAGUUAUUGGCCUUCGGGAUCCCCCUGGACAAUGUGGGGUUCAAGCCCCUGGAGACAGCAGUGAUUGGACAGACACUGGGACAGGGCCCUGCAGGACUUGUGAGCGCGCCGACAUAGCCAUCUACAGCAGCCUAAGCUUGUCAGUUACUCUGCCCCUCUCCCCUGGGAAUUCACACCCUGCACAAGUUUUAUUUUGAACACUUAACAAAAACCAAUGAAAGUUUUUGCACAAUUA